AUGGCCUUCUCUGGUUCCAUUUCAUUCCCUUCCACCACGAUCUGCACACAAAAUGCAAUUCCAAAAGAUAAGUUCACCACCCAAGUUGCUGUCAGAACAAAUCUUUCCACUACUACUACUACUUCUCAUCCUCGCAUGUCUGUUGCCUGCAAAUACAAUGAAGCAGCCACCAUCCAAUCCCUCAACCUCUUCUCUGAACCCUCUCCCGACUCUAUGGAUGAGCUUCAGAUCAAGCACGUAGAGAAGUGCAUGGAAGCUAGGUCUACUUUGAAUAAACUCCAAGACCCAUUAGAGCGUAUGAUCAUGAUUGACGCUCUACAACGCCUGGGCAUCCAUUAUCACUUUGAACAAGAUAUCAAAACACUCCUACCCAACAAUCAUGGAAGCCUUAGUUCGCCCACUUACCCUUUUGGCGAUCAUAAUCUGCAUAACACUGCACUUCACUUUCGAUUGUUGAGACAAGCUGGGUAUUGGGUUCCUACAGAUGUGUUUAGCAGCUUCAAGGAUAAGAAGGGAAACUUCAAAGUAGAACUAAGAGAAGACAUAAGAGGAAUGAUGAGCUUAUAUGAAGCUUCACACCUCGGAUUAAAGGGAGAAGAGAUUCUCGAUGAAGCACAUGACUAUGCUCGCAUGUACCUUCUUGGUUCCCUGGUGAACCUCCCAUCAAACUUAGCUAGAGCUGUAAAGGAUACCCUAGAGAAUCCCUAUCACAUGAGCUUAGCUAGAUUCCAGAGCAAACGCUAUCUCUGUAGUUUCCAUGGCACAUACGGCUGGAUGGGUCUCUUACAACAACUUUGGAAGAUAGAUUUUAAUUUAGUCCAAUCCAUACAUCGACAUGAACUCCUUCAGAUUUUUAAGUGGUGGAGAAAACUGGGUCUAUCACAGGAGCUAAAUUUCGCUAGAAACCAACCAUUAAAAUGUUACAUGUGGCCCAUGAUGGUCCUCCCAGAUCCAAAGUUCUCAGAGCUUAGAAUUAAGAUGACCAAAAUCAUCUCACGUGUCUACUUGAUAGAUGACAUUUUUGAUGUUCAAGGGACAUUGGAUGAACUUGUUCUCUUCACCAAGGCCAUCAACAGGUGGGCUGCCAUCGAGGGACUACCAAACUACAUGAAAAUGAGUUUCAAGGUUCUAAAUGAAAUCACCAAUGAAAUUACUGAUAAAGUCCUCAGAGAACAUGGGUGGAGUCCUGUAAACUCACUAAGGAAUGCGUGGGGGAGCCUCUGCGAUGCGUUUCUGGUGGAAGCAAAAUGGUUUGCUUCAAAGCAGCAGGUGCCCAAGGCGAAAGACUACCUGGAGAAUGGGGUGGUGAGCUCAGGAGUGCAUGUGGCAUUACUUCAUGGGUUCUUUCUCUUGGGUGAAGGUAUAACUAAGGAGACUGUAGAUUGUAUGGCACAGUGUCCAGGCCCAGCUCUCAUAUCUCGCCCAGCCAGAAUCCUUCGUCUAUGGGAUGACUUGGGGAGUGCAAAGGAUGAGGGGCAAGAUGGACAAGAUGGGUCAUACUUGGAGUGCUACUUGAAGGAACACAAGGGUUCUUCAAUUGAGGAUGCACAAGCACAUGUUUUCCAUUUGAUUUCAGAUUCAUGGAAGCAACUCAACCAGGAAAUCCUAUCAUGGAACUCUUUCUUACUCUCACUUACCAGGGUCUCGCUUAAUACUGCAAGAAUGGUCAGUGUGAUGUAUGCUUAUGAUGACAGUCAACGUCUUCCAGCUCUUGAAGAGUAUAUCAAGUCAUUGCUCCAUGAGAGUAUUCCUUCGUAGUUAAAACCACGUUCAGAUUGUGAUCAAAACCAUACUUGUUUUUCCCCAUUCUCUCUCUCUCCCUAAGGGGUGUGUUGUAAAAAAGAGUAAUGGAACUUUUAUAUUAAUGGUCAAACAUAGUAAGGUAA
Messenger RNA from Macadamia integrifolia, 1886 nucleotides. Its product is annotated as (3S,6E)-nerolidol synthase 1-like. Lineage: Eukaryota; Viridiplantae; Streptophyta; Magnoliopsida; Proteales; Proteaceae. Gene Ontology annotation, molecular function: magnesium ion binding; terpene synthase activity. Gene Ontology annotation, biological process: diterpenoid biosynthetic process. Bases 1 to 1758 code for a protein of 585 amino acids. The transcript is spliced from 7 exons. The record is from RefSeq and is a predicted model, not a curated record.